AUGGAAAAGGUCAGCAUAACUAGUGUUAUGCCUAUAAAUAAAAUGCAAAUGGUCCUAUAUUGGAGUGGAUUGGGGAUGGCCUGGUCUGAAAUUUGUGGCGAUUGUCUAGGAAACAUAGCAGAUAAACUCACAACAAUCUCUGAUUAUCGGUCUCUCCGAUUGGUUUGUCAAGAUUGGGCAUCGACUUUGCCCAAGCUUCCAACCCACCGUGUAGCUAUCCCUCCUCUGCUCAUGCUGCUUGAACAACAACUGCAGGAGCCUGCAGGUUCACAAGAUAAAAGAUGCUGUCAUUUUAUUAGCAUUAUUUCUGAUGACAGCAAAUACUAUCUGAACCUUCCUGAAGUUUUUCCUCCUCACCGAAUUGUUGGCUCAUCUCAUGGCUGCCUUAUCAUAGUUGGGUUAACCGGUGAAAUCUUUUGCCUAAACCCAAUUUCCAAGGACAGGAUUAAUUUGCCUCGGCUCUCUGAUUUCCCUGAUGUUGAAUUGUUCGAUAAUCCUGAGGCCUAUUACAGGAUAAGCAACCAAUACGGAUACCCACAAAACUUGAGUCUAACUCAGAUGAGAGACUGGUAUGUUAAGAAGAUAAUAUUGUCCUGUUAUCCUGCAGAUGGAGCUGAUUACAUCGCCCUUGCAAUCAUUCAAUCUGGCAGUCAAUUAGCUUAUUGCAAAAGGGGCGAUACACGUUGGAAUUUUGUUCCUUUGAAUUUUAUCCCUGAUGCACACAGAUCCACUGAGGAUGCUGUAUAUUACAAUGGUAUACUUUCAGCGUUAUCUUAUGGACUUUAUGGAGAUGAACUCACAAUUUGUGACCUUCGUAGUUCUGAGCCAACAACUAAGGUGAUCGAUGCUCAAAUUCCUCGUGCAAAGCCUGAUAAUAGGCUGCGCGAUUAUCUUGUCAGCUCUGAGGAUGACGAUGGGCUUUUACUUGUAUCGCGGUAUAUCAACAAAGACGUUGAAAAUAUUGUUGUUUAUAAGUUUGAUACAAUCAGUAGUUCAUGGGUGUCACAAGAAACAUUACAUGGUAAGCUGCUGUUUCUGGGGUUGAAUUCAUCCUUGUCAUUUCAGGCUUCUGAUUUUCGCAGCAGCAAAGAGAGUAUAUACUUUUCAGAUUAUGUUGCAAAGGAAACUGAGUACAUUGAUCCUACUCCUAUAUGCAAAAAACAACAAUGCAUAUUGUUAGAUUUCGGGAAAACUCCUCAAUCUGGAGUGUGUACCAUUGAUCAAAUAAAUAGAGUUUACAACGCAGUCGAUGUGAAACAGUAG
Molecule: messenger RNA, 1263 nt
Organism: Chenopodium quinoa (quinoa)
Lineage: Eukaryota; Viridiplantae; Streptophyta; Magnoliopsida; Caryophyllales; Amaranthaceae
Product: putative F-box protein At5g55150
Exons: 2
Coding region: 1-1263 (420 amino acids)
Source: RefSeq, a predicted model, not a curated record